Messenger RNA from Babesia sp. Xinjiang, 1020 nucleotides. Its product is annotated as Phosphoenolpyruvate/phosphate translocator. The transcript has a single exon. Bases 1 to 1020 code for a protein of 339 amino acids. Gene Ontology annotation, cellular component: Golgi apparatus. The record is from RefSeq and is a predicted model, not a curated record. Gene Ontology annotation, molecular function: antiporter activity. NCBI's taxonomy places the organism in Eukaryota, Apicomplexa, Aconoidasida, Piroplasmida, Babesiidae.
AUGAAGGACUGGUCAUUUAGCAUAAAUUGGCGUCUGAUCUUCAGCGUGAUUAUGUGGUAUACGCUAAACUGCGUAUACGUCGUACAACAGAAGGCAUUCCUGAACAUCUUGCCGGUUCAUGUGACGUUCAGUGGUUUUCUGAUGAUCCUCGGAUCUAUUCUGAGUUUAUUGAUAUGGGCUGUUGGCUGGAGAGACUUGCCUCGUUUCAAGGGUGCGAAGCGAGCGUUAAAAAUAUUUUUCCCGCUCGCUAUGUGCCACCUUUUGGUGAACUACGGUGCUGUAAUUUCCAUGGGCAUUGGAGCUGUGUCGUUUACUCAGGUUAUCAAGGCUGGAGAACCUGUAUUCACUGCCACCCUUUCUAUCCUCGUUUUGCGCGAGUUCUUGAACGUAUAUGCGUAUUUGUCACUGAUUCCCAUCGUUGUGGGCAUUUCAUUGGCAUCCGUUAAGGAGCUCGAUUUUAACAUUUGGGCCUUUCUCUUUGCUAUGUUAUCCAACCUUGGCAGUUCGAGCCGUGCCAUCUUGGCUAAAAUAACUAUGAAGAACAAGGAUGAGAUCGGUGAGAAUUUGACAGCCGCUAACAUUUAUAUGAUUUUGACAUUAAUAUCUGGUACGCUCUCCGUUCCAUUAGUUUUGUGUAUAGAGGCCUACAAAUGGAAGCCUCUUUGGGUAGAGCACACAGCAAACCUGACAACAUGGCAAAAGUGCCAUUUGCUGCUCCGCGCUUUUAUCUCUGCGGUUUCGUACUAUUCUUACAAUGACUUUGCGUUUUAUUGCCUUGGUCAAAUAAAUCAAGUGGGUCACUCGGUCGCCAACACUUUGAAGCGUGUGUUCGUGAUUGUGGUUUCUAUUAUAAUAUUUAGUAACCCUGUUACCCCCUUGGGUUACGUCGGCAUGGUUAUGGCUGUCCUUGGCGCGUUGUCGUAUUCGUUAAGCAACCAAGGAUUUUUCAACCGAAAGCAGAAGGAGGCCGCUGAGGUGAGGGGCUUAGAAAUUGCGACUCAGCAAAGCCAGUUGCUGUGA